GAUGGAGACUCACGUGGAGAAAUAAUAAUACUUUUGCUGCCCGACAAUCGUUUCUUUGACCAUUUCCAACUAGCAUUUGAUAUUGGGAGUACAUAAAUUCCUCCAAAUAAGGUGACUCCAAGAAAGCCCUGACAAUUGAUUGAUUGAGUAGAUUAAGAUGGAGCCAGUGGCCAAGCGAAGGAAAGCAAUGGAUAUAUAUGACACAGAGUCUUGGGAUGUUCUCCCUGUCCUCUCUGAUGAGCAGUCACGGGACACUGAACUGUUGCCGGCCUUUGCAGCUCCAAUCAUUGAGAAAAGAGAAACAUCUCGCCUUAUCAAAGAGCUUUCUCUGAGCCACCCCUUACCUGGUCUCCAGCACAUAAAAAGAGUCAGGGCUUGCAAAGACAAAAGCAGACCCCAUCCUUUGGAAAUCAUUGUGUGCUUGGUCAAAGAUGUGCAAAAGAUGGAUGCAAGAAAAGAAAUUACACUUGCUGAUCUGCUUUGCACACAUUCCUUUGACUCUAGAGGUUUGGGAGAGCUUUUUCUGGUUGAAAUCCCAGCCAGUCCACCACUGACCAGGGCACAGUUUGAAAAAGCUAGUAAACAUUGGCCUACAUCAUUUCACGAGGACAAACAAGUGACAUCUGCUUUGAGAGGGCAGUUGUUCACUGCUGAUCAGAAAGCUAAAAUGCAAGAGUAUAUGAUGGCGGCUAUCAAGGCUGCAAAAUACGGGCGGGAGAGAGGUAUGGAUGCUGUGGGUGCUGUGAUUGUUGACCAAUCUGAGCAGAUCAUUGCUGUGGGUCAUGACUGUAAGAACAUCUCUCAUCCACUUCAUCACGCUGUCAUGGUAUGUAUUGACCUUGUGGCCUGUGGACAAAGUGGAGGCGCCUACAAUUAUGAGAAAUAUCCAGCCUGUCACUAUAGCAGCCCAGAGACUUCAAGCAGUGCAACUGAAUCUGGACAGCCGUACAUCUGCACCGGAUAUGAUCUUUACGUCACUAGAGAGCCUUGUGUGAUGUGUGCAAUGGCAUUGGUCCACUCAAGAAUAAACAGAGUGUUCUAUGGGGCACCCUCUGCAGAUGGUGCCUUGGGAAGCAAGUAUAAAAUUCAUUGCCAGAAAGAUUUAAAUCACCACUUUGAAGUGUUUAAAGGGGUGAUGCUGAACACAUGUGAGGCUUUACACAAAAAUGAUUUUAUAAUUUGUUCUUAAGGGAUGUGAUUAUUAAAGACAUUUUAAUUGUUUUAAAUACAAUAAAUUCUGUCAUAUGUAUGUGUGUAUAUAUAUAUAUAUAUAUAUAUAUA
Molecule: messenger RNA, 1281 nt
Organism: Xyrauchen texanus (razorback sucker)
Lineage: Eukaryota; Metazoa; Chordata; Actinopteri; Cypriniformes; Catostomidae
Product: probable inactive tRNA-specific adenosine deaminase-like protein 3
Cellular component (GO): nucleus; cytoplasm
Molecular function (GO): tRNA-specific adenosine-34 deaminase activity
Source: RefSeq, a predicted model, not a curated record